Molecule: messenger RNA, 686 nt
Organism: Kogia breviceps (pygmy sperm whale)
Lineage: Eukaryota; Metazoa; Chordata; Mammalia; Artiodactyla; Physeteridae
Gene: HAND2
Product: heart and neural crest derivatives expressed 2
Biological process (GO): regulation of transcription by RNA polymerase II; heart development
Molecular function (GO): DNA-binding transcription factor activity, RNA polymerase II-specific; RNA polymerase II transcription regulatory region sequence-specific DNA binding; protein dimerization activity
Source: RefSeq, a predicted model, not a curated record
AUGAGUCUGGUGGGGGGCUUCCCCCACCACCCGGUGGUGCACCAUGAGGGCUAUCCGUUCGCCGCCGCCGCCGCCGCCGCCGCCGCCGCCGCCAGCCGCUGCAGCCACGAGGAGAACCCCUACUUCCAUGGCUGGCUCAUCGGCCACCCCGAGAUGUCGCCCCCCGACUACAGCAUGGCCCUGUCCUACAGCCCCGAGUACGCCAGCGGCGCCGCCGGCCUGGACCACUCCCAUUACGGGGGGGUGCCGCCGGGCGCCGGGCCCCCGGGCUUGGGGGGGCCGCGCCCGGUGAAGCGCCGGGGCACCGCCAACCGCAAGGAGCGGCGCAGGACUCAGAGCAUCAACAGCGCCUUCGCUGAACUGCGCGAGUGCAUUCCCAAUGUGCCCGCCGACACCAAGCUCUCCAAGAUCAAGACGCUGCGCCUGGCCACCAGCUACAUCGCCUACCUCAUGGACCUGCUGGCCAAGGACGACCAGAACGGCGAAGCGGAGGCCUUCAAGGCGGAGAUCAAGAAGACAGAUGUGAAAGAAGAGAAGAGGAAGAAGGAACUGAACGAAAUCUUGAAAAGUACAGUAAGCAGCAACGACAAGAAAACCAAAGGCCGGACGGGCUGGCCGCAGCACGUCUGGGCCCUGGAGCUCAAGCAGUGAGAAGGAGGAGGAGGAGGAGGAGGAGGAAGAAGAAG